CAUUAACUUUAACCACAGCAAUUUUGACAUGAGUACCAUUCUUCUGCAUGUAUCUUUUCAGUGUAGAGUUUUGCGUCUGGGCUUGUAUUUGUACCACACGAUUGCCAGUGCCAACCUCAACAUGGUCAACACGAAGGUCUUCGUUCUGAAAAGCCCGGCUUCCACCACCAUUCACUGGAGUGGGUUCAAACACCUUGAACUUUGUACUUUCAUGGCCUUUUCAAGCACCUUCUAUACAGUGGACUGGAUACCGCUCAUGUUGCUUUUCAAGUGGUGAAAUGAGUGACGGUCUUGGUGAAAAUAAGUGCUUGAUUCUGUAGCAAGCUUGUAGGGGUGAGGAAACUGAUUGAUUGAAAUGAAGACAACAUAGCAGAACGAACUAGCACCAACCAGAUCACCAUAACAGCCGCAUGGCUCCAGUUCAAACACCAAACGGAUGACAACUAACCCCUCAACAUCCCUGCCUUAUAACCUCCGGGUUAGGAGCAAGACUAUACCCGGACGACCACGAGCUCGAAGUGAGUCAUCGUUAUCCUCCAUCAAUCCUGAUCCUCCCCCUACGGACCGUCUGCUUAGGAAUAACCAUCCAGCCAC
Serpula lacrymans var. lacrymans S7.9 is the source of this 594-nucleotide messenger RNA. RefSeq lists its product as uncharacterized. Bases 122 to 277 code for a protein of 51 amino acids. The transcript is spliced from 4 exons. Lineage: Eukaryota; Fungi; Basidiomycota; Agaricomycetes; Boletales; Serpulaceae. The record is from RefSeq and is a predicted model, not a curated record.